UGAGUGUGUUGCUUAGUGUUGGUCUGCAACGAUGUUCUUUAUCCAAAAGGAAUGGUUUGAUGUGUGAAUCUUACAUCUGAGGGUAGGUCUGUUUUUUCUUCGUGUGUUGUUUUUUAUUUUUAUUUUUAUUUUUUACUUCCUCUUCCCCUCCCAGAUAUUUCAUUUGCGAUUAAUUGGCAACAAUUCUGUUGAAGCUGGAAGCAGCGUCGAAGUGGAUUCGCCAUCAGAGACUCAACAUACUUUGUUGGAAAGUCAAUCUAAAAUGAACACUUCAGCAGAUCUAAAGAAGUACCAUGGCUUGUACAACCAUGGAGCAACGGAUUACUUGAACAGUGUGCUGCAGGUGUUGUUCAUGACCAGGGACUUCAGAGAAGCUGUACAAAGAUUGACCAACAACAAUCCGGAGUUCAUUGAUCGCCAUCUUAAAGACUUGUUUGAUGAUUUACGGAAAGGGACAGCACGUACAAAACAAAUACUGGAGACCCUGCACAUUCAGAGAGUGAAUGAACAGUGUGAUGCUGCAGAAUACCUUGAGAAGAUUUUAAGGCUGACCAGUCCUGAUGCAGCAAAGGUCUUCCACGGAGAGUUGUCCAACACCACCACCUGUUCUGAAUGUAGAGCGGAGAUGAACAGAGAUGGGAUGUUCUGGUAUCUUCCUCUUCCACUGGUGGAUUCCUGCAGUGGAGUCUACAGUGUGGAAGAUGGUCUUGAGGAGUUUUUCAAAACCUCAGAUCUGAAUGGAGAAAACCAGAUGUACUGUGAGCAGUGUGAUACUAAAGUCAAUGCUAAAAGGAAAAAUGUGUUAAAGCAUCAUCCAGAUGUUUUGAUUCUGCUGCUGAAGAGGUUUGACUUCAGCUACCGCUACAUGUCAUUUGUCAAAAUCAACAGUGAUGUGGAUGUUCCGUACACCGUAGAAGUGUCAGAGAAUCAGAAGUAUGAGCUAUAUGCAGUGGUGGAGCAUUUUGGUGACCUGAGAAGUGGACAUUACCUAUCAGCAAUCAAGGAUCAGGAUGAUGAAGACAAAUGGUUCUGCUUUAACGAUACCACAGUCACACAGAUUAACCCCCCUUUCCUGGAUGUGCAAUAUGUAAAAUCUAGAAGUGCCUAUCUUCUUUUUUACAGAAAGAAAGAAACUGGUGCACAAGAAAGCAUGGUCCCCACAAAUGGAGGUUCUCCAACUUCUGCCUGUGAGAACUAUAAUCGGAAGUCAUGAUGCAGAAACAGAAAGGAGGACACAGGAGCAUGAACAUGAAAAAGAAGUUAGUGUUGACACUGUGGCAGUUACAGAUACAAUCAGUGUUUCCAAAGAAAAUGAGUUGUCAUCUGACCACAAAUUUAAAACAUGUCAUCCAGAAGUCAAAGCCGAGCAGGUUGAUCCAGAGUUGUCUGACUAUUCCCCAGAAGGUCAUGUUAGAGAACAGGACAGAGAUAAGGGGAAAAUAAUGAGGGAUGAUCAAAAGGGAGAUGACAGAGUCCAGACAGAAUACAAAAGUCUACAUCCUAGUGGAGCUCAGCUUGAAGUCCAAGAUCCUGAAAAUUUAGAGAUUAAGGAGGUGAAACCAGAUGUAAAUCUUGUUUUUACAUCAGUCAGUGAAAGAUCUCCAGAAGAGCCUGUACGUUACAAACAAGGAGAGAUAAGAAAUGCCCAGAAGAAAGAACUUGGUGAAGAAACAGUUGAGAAUGAAGAGACAGACAAGAGUGAAAUACUAAUAAGCAGGCAAGCAAGGCAAGAGUCUAGCAAUGAUGGACAAAACAUUAAUGAAUAUUAUUGUGGUACUAAUAUUGGUGGAGAAGAUGAUGGCAUCAAACCUGUUAAUGCUGACAAAGAGGGAGAUGUGAGGAGGAUGCAAACAAACAUUAAAUAUGAUACAGAAGGAAAAAUUCAAGUUACAUCACAAAAAAGGCUCUUGACUAAAUAUGAUAUCUACUUGGUUCAAAUGCAAAUUUGUCAUAGACUCCAAAACAAACAAGAAGAUAAACAGAAACAUGAACAAGGCAAACGAGAAAAGGAGGAUGAGGGAAGGGUUGAUAUCAGAGGCCUUGAUCAUGAUGUUGGACAGAACAAAUCAGGCCAGAGGAACAGUGAAGGUGUAGAGAAACUCAACAAAAAACAGGGAAAUGAAGAAAAUACUGAUCUUUCUCAGACACAUUCAGGUUCAGAAAUAAGAGAAAGACAAACAUGGAGUCAGGGUGCAGGUAAUGAUGAGAACAUAAGGCAAGAUAGUUCUAAGCUAAAAGCAAGAAAUGAAUUGCAGGGAGUUACAGAUGGCCAUCAAAGUUCAAAACAGCCAGGAGAUGAAUGCAUUAUAGCGGAACGGCCUAGUGAGGCCCUCAGUGGUGGUAAAAGAAACAAAACCACAAAGAACACAGAAACUGCAGAGGAAACCUCACAAGCCACCACUGAAAAGCAUGAAAGGAAUAAUGAAGGAAACGUUAACGGGAAUUUUGAUAUAACAAACAACGUAAAAGCUAGUUCAUCUACAGCUGUCAGCAAUAUGAAGCUCAGAGAGUCACCUUUGAGAAAACAGGAGAACUACAGAACCAAAGGAGUCACUGAUGAACAAAUGGAAGCAGCUAGAAUUAUAAAUACUCUUAAAAAGAGAGGUUUAAAAAAGAGAUUACGUUGGGGCCACUCGGGACAACGAAGGCUAGCAGCUUACCGAGAAAGGAAAAGACUGCAUAUAAGAAAAUAUUUGGGUGUUUUUCUUUACCAAAAAGACAGAAGAGCAAGGAUCAGGAUUCAGAGACAUACUAAGAGGAAAUCUGCUCCAGUUUAAGACAAACUGUGCAUGUCAUUGUUGUGAUUCAAAAGAUAUGUAUUAGACUUAGUAUAACUGAUAUGACCAGUGCUUGAUAAAAUGAGAUUAGCAAUACAAAAGGCAGAAUAGUGAAUGUAAACUAGAAAAAGACCAUCAGUUUGCACAUAAGGAAAAACUGUAGAAGAAUACUUGAUUGCUCCUGAUAACAUUAAUAAUGAAGGAUCACUGAGAUUAAACAGAACGUUAAUGAUUAUUAAGUUGGUAAGAUUGAUUUUGGAUGGGAUGGUAAUUUGUCAGGACAGUUUAACAGCAAGUGGCAGAAAACAAAAUAUUCUGAAAUAUGGCAGUCAGGAAAGAAGUCAGGAAAUGGAAAGAGGAGACAUGGGAGACAAUCAUCAUGAUGUUGGACAAAACAAACUUGUGUAGUUUUUUUAUGUUUUAAUUAAAUUCUUUGCGUGUUUAUUUUUUCUGUAAUUUGCUGCGUUAAAUUACUUCAUUUGGGUAAAUAUUUUGCAUAGUUUUCUUCAAAGGAAUCUGCUGUUAAUUCAGAAUACUGCUUUCAUGCUGUUCAUAUUAUAAUCAAAGUCUUCUCUCUAUAUUCUUGUACAAUGUUUCUUUAUCUAUAAACAAAACGAAAAAUGUACCCCAGCAUUAGUAAUAUUACAGUUACUGGAAGCAAAGAUUAACAAAUGAGGUUAUUUUGUUCAGUAGUAAAGUGUUAAAAUUUGAGAAUGUGAUUAAUUAAAAGCAUCAAACAAG
Melanotaenia boesemani (Boeseman's rainbowfish) is the source of this 3518-nucleotide messenger RNA. RefSeq names its product ubiquitin carboxyl-terminal hydrolase 47-like. Gene Ontology annotation, molecular function: cysteine-type endopeptidase activity; cysteine-type deubiquitinase activity. Gene Ontology annotation, cellular component: cytosol; nucleus. Gene Ontology annotation, biological process: protein deubiquitination. The record is from RefSeq and is a predicted model, not a curated record. NCBI's taxonomy places the organism in Eukaryota, Metazoa, Chordata, Actinopteri, Atheriniformes, Melanotaeniidae. The transcript is spliced from 11 exons. The coding region runs from base 263 to 1213 and encodes 316 amino acids.